GUUCCGUAAAGCGGUUUCCGCUCUCUCCGGUCCUUUCCUCCGCUAAAAGGUAACGUGGUCGCUUCGGUGGCUAAAAGCUGGUCAUUAAAGUUCACCAUGUCGUCCCAUUUGCAGUGGAUGGUCAUCAGGAACUGCUCCAGCUUCCUCAUCAAGAGGAACGGACAGACCUACAGCACUGAGCCCAACAACCUGAAGGCCAGGAACUCUUUCCGCUUCAAUGGGUUGGUGCACAAGAAGACUGUAGGUGUGCAGCCUGCAGCCGACGGCAAGGGUGUCGUCGUAGUGCUGAAGAAGCGUGCAGGCCAGAACAAACCUGCCAACUCCUACGUCAAGGUCACCAUCAACAAGAAUUCCCGUGCCACCCUCAACAGCUUGAGGCACAUCAUUCGCAAGAACAAAUACAGGAAGGACCUGCGUAUGGCUGCCCUGCGUCGUGCCAGCGCUAUCCUGAAGAGCCAGAAGCCUGUUGUGGUCAAAAAGAAGCGCACCAGGGCUGCCAAGACCGCAUAAACUCAUACACAUGAUAAAUCAAUAAAAUGGUUUUUGUUUGGAAAAAACA
Messenger RNA from Oreochromis niloticus (Nile tilapia), 559 nucleotides. RefSeq names its product ribosomal protein L28 (gene rpl28). Gene Ontology annotation, biological process: translation. Gene Ontology annotation, molecular function: structural constituent of ribosome. The record is from RefSeq and is a predicted model, not a curated record. The coding region runs from base 97 to 510 and encodes 137 amino acids. Lineage: Eukaryota; Metazoa; Chordata; Actinopteri; Cichliformes; Cichlidae. Gene Ontology annotation, cellular component: ribosome. The transcript is spliced from 5 exons.